Heterobilharzia americana is the source of this 240-nucleotide messenger RNA. The record is from the annotation of a GenBank genome assembly. Lineage: Eukaryota; Metazoa; Platyhelminthes; Trematoda; Strigeidida; Schistosomatidae.
AUGAAGGCAAUAUCACUUCUGUCUUUUGUCCUCUGUUCGUUGAUUCAGUCAGCACAUGGAUAUUUGAACUCAUCUAUUUGUAUGAAGUGGGAAGCGAGAAGAUCUCUUGUCAGUGCACAAGAGAUUGUCAAUGCUUACGAAGCUCGGUCGGUUCUGGCUGCACAUCGUUAUCGUAAAAAUUUGUAUUCACCCCUCAGGAAAAAUACCUGGACAAUUAUAAUAGCAUCAGCAGGCAGUUGA